CUUCCUUUUUUUUUUUCAGCCUUUCUGAGGCAAAGGUGCCGUGACAUCAGUUACACUUUGGAAACUCCAAAAUUUCCCCUUGAAAUCUGACUGCCAGGGCUGGCCAUCAGCCUAAUAUAAAGCGAGGAGCAUCCCAGUCACCCCAUACCACGCCCGGGAGGACUGCUCUGCUCCUGCCUCUGCCGCUCACCUCUGUCCAUAAUGACUGCUGUAGCUGUGUCCCUCUCCAUCCUCUUGGUGGCUGCCCUCUUCCCUCAGGCCUCUUCAUCUCCACUUGGGGCUGACACAACCGUGUGCUGCUUCAGCUAUACUGUACGGAAGCUGCCUCAGAAUCAUGUGAAGGAGUAUUUCUACACCAGCAGCAAGUGCCCACAGCCAGCAGUUGUGUUCACCACCAGGAAGGGGCGGCAGGUCUGCGCUAACCCUGAUGCCCGGUGGGUGAAGGAAUACGUCAACUUCCUGGAGCUGCAGUGAGCACCGGGACCUGAAGUGUCUGCCCAGGAGAGUCCUGUGAGUCCAUGAAGCAAAGCCAUGGUGCGGACCUAGAAACCCUGCUGCUGAGCACCAGGCCCCAAGAGACACCCCGGGGCCCCUGAGUUUCCUUUUGUCUUGCAACAGCAUCACCUAUCCUGUACAAUAUAGCCACCCUACCAUGCAGCUGUGAUGUUGGGGAUGUACCUAUUGGACUUGCAGAUCUGCUUGGCGCAGCCUGCUGUGCAAAUGCUGUCCCCUCCUGUGCCUCUGCUGCUGGAGCAGGAGGGGAUCUUACCCUAAAUGCCACCUGUGGGAAGUGGUCUGUCAAGAAGAGGUGUGAGUGCUGCCAUGUAAUGCAGGCUGACCUCCAGGUCAGCCAUCUGCAUCUUGCUGUGCUGCAGGAGCUGUGAAUGAGAAGCUGUGAAGGAGAUCCGUUCCUAAACGGUCCACUGGAUAUUAAUGGGAUGCUCAUUCUGGAGCCACACGUGCUCAAAAUGCUGUUUCUUGCUCGUCCCAAAGAAUAAAGGUUAAAAAUAAAUAAAUCAAUCUCUGUGUCUAAGCUCUGGCU
Molecule: messenger RNA, 1042 nt
Organism: Numida meleagris (helmeted guineafowl)
Lineage: Eukaryota; Metazoa; Chordata; Aves; Galliformes; Numididae
Product: C-C motif chemokine 5-like
Exons: 3
Coding region: 202-474 (90 amino acids)
Biological process (GO): G protein-coupled receptor signaling pathway; cellular response to interleukin-1; neutrophil chemotaxis
Cellular component (GO): extracellular region
Molecular function (GO): CCR chemokine receptor binding; chemokine activity
Source: RefSeq, a predicted model, not a curated record